This is a messenger RNA of Helobdella robusta, 3702 nucleotides long. RefSeq lists its product as hypothetical. NCBI's taxonomy places the organism in Eukaryota, Metazoa, Annelida, Clitellata, Rhynchobdellida, Glossiphoniidae. Gene Ontology annotation, molecular function: protein binding. The record is from RefSeq and is a predicted model, not a curated record. Gene Ontology annotation, cellular component: nucleus. The transcript is spliced from 14 exons. The coding region runs from base 1 to 3702 and encodes 1233 amino acids.
AUGGUGAAAAAUAAUGAUAAUGUCACUAUUAACAUUGAUAAGGAACCUUCCAAUGCCUGUGGAAAUACAAAUGCUUCUGAAAAAUGGUGUGUCAUCUGUGAGGAAUUCUAUGGCACAUCAACCUGUACAAAGCACACGUUUCAACACGUCGAAGAUACGCCAGUCCUCUCGAAAUCAUUCGCAUCCUUGCCUUCUGUGCUGGAAAUUGUCGAGGUUGAGGCCAGUUCAGAAAAUGAAAAAGUUUAUGGAGUUCUAGCUAAGACAACCAUUGAAAAACACACAAAGUUUGGACCUCUCAUAUGCGAAUAUAAUUUAUGCAAAUUAGGGGAAUUAUGCAAAUUUGGGAAAGGGGUGAAUAAAUUAGGCAGUGAUAUGAUGAUGGGGAGAAGAGAUAAUGUUUCUUUUACUAUCGAAAAACCAAACGGCCAAGUAUACCAAAAUGACUUUUCAAAUUUGGACGCCUGUAAUUGGAUGGCGCUAGUUCGUGCCUCAGCCAAUCAGAACGACCAAAACAUGAUAGCCAUGAAUCACUUUGAUUACAUAUAUUACGUCACUACUAGAUGCAUUCAGCUGGGGGAUGAACUUAAAGUUUGGUUUUCGACCAAUCACGUAAAAGUAGGUCAGUUCGGAAGCUGUACUAGUGAUGAUGUUGGCGGUGACCUAAUUAAAGCUAAAGAAAAAUUACCCUUGGAAAAGUGUAAGAGGAAAGUUAAAUCGACCUGGAAGGUGAAGAUGAAAUGCAAGAAGAGCAGCAGGAGUUACUUUAAUGACGUCACUGAUGACGAUGAUGAUAACGACGAUAAAAACAAUGAUGAUGAUGAUGGUGGGGGUGGUAAUGAUGCUGAAGCUUGUGAUGGUGAUGAUGACGAUUUUGUUCCGUCUAAAAGAACCGCAAAACUUGCAAGCAAAAAAACCUUAAAGCGGAAGCGAUCUAAAAAUAGCCGGGGCCGACCUAGAAAGAGACCGCCUUCUGAUUGGUUGACCUCCAUCGACCAAUCAAAAUCCUCCUCCAAAAUGAAAUCCAAGUCAAACAAAACAUUGCCCUGCGAAAAAUGUGACCUAGUUUUUGAUGACCUGAAUAUUUUUAAUGUCCACAUCAUCGCCCACGGUUUUGAUAAUGAUGUUUGCAAUGGGGUAGCGACAGAAAACGCGGCAAACGCAGCCACUCUAGCUACAGGUAAGACUGAUGAGGCGCUAAGUUUACAAUGUCCUGUAUGUCGUGAUGUUCAGUAUGACAGCCAUGCUGAUAUGCUAUCACAUACCAGAUUGCAUGCCUUGGUUAAUAAUAAUAAUAAUAAUAGUAAUAAUAAUCUGAAUAUUAAUAAUAAUGGAAAUAAAGUUUUACUCAAGCCUUUCGAAUGCCAGAAUUACGGAGUUGGUGAUAUCAAUAAUAACAAUAAUAAUAAUAAUAAUAAUAAUUAUGAUGAUAAUUACGGUAAUAAUGAUCAGUUCGUCAUCUGCGAUGACGUCAUCGAAUUCAUCCGUAAUAGAAAUAAUAACAAAGGUAUCAGUAAUAAUAAUAAUAAUAAUAAUAGUAAUAAUAAUGAUGAUGAUGAUGAUGAUGAUGAUGAUAUUGUUGGAAAUUCCAAACUUGGGAAACCACCGCCGAUAAAAAUAGAACUCUUACAUGAUAAUGAUGUUGAAGCUGAUGGAACGUACAGCUGCCCUCAAUGCCACCGUGUCUACCAGCACUACCGCCAGCUAGCACGCCACAUUCGACUACAGCACUGGCCGAAGUCUUACGCCUGCGACCAUUGCGAUCGAAAGUUCUCUCGCAGCGACAAGUUGCGACUGCACAGCCUGCGUCAUUCCGACCAUCGCGAGUUCGUCUGCGAGGUUUGCGGGGGGCAGUUCAAGAGGAAGGAUAAGUGGAAGGAGCAUAUGAAGAGGCAGCAUCCCGGAAGCGGAAGUGGAUUGACAGGAAGUGACCUAAGUGGAUUUAAGAGGUCUAGGUUCGGGAGGAAGGUUGAGGCGUUACUCGAAAGAGGAACAGAUGAUGAUGCAGGCAAUACGAACGCCGCCACAGCAGCGACAACGACACCAGCGACACCGGCGACACUAGCCUACAACGACUACCCAUUCAAGUGCGAGCAAUGCAAACUCGGCUUCAAACGCAGGGGCAUCCUUGUGAACCAUGCCUUAAAAAAGCACCCCACUCAACAUCUAUCUAACUUCCCCGAACUUUCACAGCCCAUUGUUAAAAGUCGCUACGAUUACUUCUGCCUCUACUGCAACAAGAUCUUCAAGUCGAGUACAAAACGUAAGACGCACAUCUUGAAAUCCCAUCCAGGAUGCGAGCUUCCCGCAUCACUUCGCAACUGCAACAAAAAUAGCAGCAGCAGUAGCAGCCGCAACGUCAUCGGCAGCACAGCGGCUACGAGUAGUCAUUCGUCGACAUUUUCAGCCAAAAGCGGCCAGAUACUGGUCCAGCCAUCUUCGUGCGACAUCUGCUACAGGCAGUUCUCUUCCAGAUCUAAGUUACUACAACAUAAACGCCAGCAACAUCCACAGCAGCAAAAACGCCAUCCUAAACAGCAGCAAACGAAUCAACAACAGUCGCACCAAGCACAGCAACAGCAGUUUGUGGCUUCCAACCAACAACUUCAACAAACAUUACUGCAAGAUUCAACAAGAACGUCAACUGAACUACAACAACAACAGCAACAAGUUUAUGCUGCAACAUCGACAAUUCAUAACAUUAACAAUUUAGAAACGCCAACUAUAUGUCUUGAAGAUGCGUCAGCUUCCUUCUCUAAUGGCGCUCUAAUCUUAGUGCCAAAAACGACAGAGGCCUUGAACUUCAAUCUCAGCCAAUCAGAUUUGAGCGCUGGAAAUGUGAUAUUUUUAUCAGCCAAUGGUCUUUCGGAAUCGUGUAACAAUGACAACGACAAUAUUAAUAACAACAACAAUAUUAAUAGCAAUAAUAAUAAUAAUAAUAAUAAUGGUGAUAAUAAUAAUAACAAUAUGGUAGGUAAUAAUAAGGACGCAAUUGGUCAAUCACAAAUUAUUCAAAACCUCCAGCCAAUCACAUCACUCCACCUCACACAAGAGCAGCUGGAACAUCUACAACAACAGCUUCUACUACAAACACAACAACAGCAACUAUUACUACUUCAACCACAACAGCAGCAGCAACUACAACCACAACAGUUUUUGCUACAACAUCAACCAUUGCUGCAACAACAGCAACCAUUGCUGCAACAACAGCAGCUGCAACAACAACAGCUGCUGCAACAACAGCAGCAAAUAGUAUUACAAGAUAGCGUUAUGACUCACGCGCUUGAUGCCUUAUCUAGGUCUUACGUUGCGAAGGGUAAAACAAAUUUCAACAAAAAACUGACUAUUCAACAACUUCAACAACGACAGCAGCAACAACAACUACAGCAGCAGCAACAACAAAAACGACCGCAGCUACAAAAACAUCAACAACCACAACAGCAUUAUAAAGAGCAAAAACGGCUGCAAAACGUCGAUGACUCACAUUUUGGUCAAAAUCAACAACAGCAGCAGCAGCAACAACUGCAACAACAACAACAACUGCAACAACAACUGCAACAACAACUGCAACAACAACUGCAACAACAACAACAACUGCAAUACAUGAUGUCGACAUUAUCAGCCACCUCGUCUAUAACAACGACGCCGGGAACAGCAGCAAGCAGCAACACAACAUUUUUAACCUUUGCCUGGAGUUCAAGCUAG